AUUUUACAACAAAAGAAAUGUUUAUCCACUAACUUGAUACCUGGUAGUGGUUAAACCGACUCCGGGUGUUCCACAAGGCCCAGUUUCAGGGCCCGUGCUAUUUCAAUAAAUCAGCCAACUGCGACCAGUUGAAGAAAUGGACGAAACGACGAAAAACAGGGGCAAAUGGGGCAACAGCAUCGAGUUCCUAAUGUCCUGCAUUGCCAUGAACGUGGGCUUGGGCAACAUUUGGCGUUUCCCCUUCGUGGCGUACGAAAACGGCGGUGGCGCCUUCCUCAUCCCCUACAUCUCCGUCCUAAUCCUCCUCGGCCGCCCCAUGUACUACCUGGAAAUGUGCCUCGGCCAGUUCAGCAGCCGAGGCAACGUCGAAAUGUUCGAGUCCAUAGCCCAGGUGUUGAAAGGGGUCGGUUUUGGGCAACUAAUCGGGACGUUUUCCGUGGCCACCUACUACUGCUCCCUGAUGGCCUUGACCCUGUACUACUUGAUCCAUUCGUUCCGGCCCGACCUGCCCUGGUCGCAGUGCGACCCCAACUGGGGUCGGGACACGUGGCUGGGCAACAAUACGUGCAUUCCGAGCAAGAGCACGGAAGUGGGGGUCGAGAAUUCGGUCAGCUCGGCUGAAGCCUGGUUCAGGAUCGAGGUGUUGAGGGAAGCCACGGAUUUGUCGCAUGGGAUAGGGUACCCCAAUUGGGAGUUGACGCUCUGUUUGCUGUGCUCGUGGAUUAUCACGUUUUGUAUUUGCGCCAAAGGGGUGCAAAGCUCGGGAAAAGCGGCGUAUUUUCUUGCGAUUUUUCCAUUUAUUAUACUUUUCGCGCUUUUGAUUCGGUCGGUUACGCUGGAGGGGGCUGGACAAGGGAUUUUGUAUUUUGUCAAGCCCAACUGGGAAAAGUUACUAAGUGCACAGGUAUGGUAUGCAGCCGUCACUCAAUGUUUCUUUUCCUUGAACAUCGGUUUCGGUUCGGUUACAAUGUACGCAUCUUAUAACAGCUUCGAUCACAAUGUUUACAGAGACGCAAUGGUGGUCACAACUCUUGACACUUUCACUUCAUUUCUAUCCGGUUUGAUAAUUUUCGGGAUUUUAGGAAAUUUAGCUUACAAGAUGAACGUAGAAGUGUCAGAUGUUGUAAAAUCUGGUGGAACAGGUUUAGCUUUUAUCUCAUACCCUGAAGCUAUAGCUCAUUUUGAUAUUGUACCAUGGUUAUUUGCUAUUUUGUUUUUCUUCAUGUUGUUUGUACUGGGCGUUGGAAGUUUAAUAGCGUUAAAAGGGUGCGCUUUUACGGUGAUUUUGGACGCUUUUCCCCAUUUGAAAACAUGGCAUGUGUCAUUUGGAACGGCUUUGGUUGGCUUUCUGGUCGGUUUAGUCUACAUCACCCCGGGUGGCCAAUUUAUUUUCACAAUGGUGGAUUUUUUCGGCGGUACUUUCAUUUUCUACGUCCUGACCAUAAUCGAAGUCCUUUCGGUGAUGUGGUGGUACGGAUUGGAAAAUAUCUGCCUCGACAUUGAGUUUAUGUCAAAAAGACGUCCAGGGCCGUACUGGCGAAUUUGCUGGGCCGUCAUAAUCCCAAUCGUCCUUAUCACCGUUUUCGUGUAUUUUAUCGCAACGUUAGAAGAGUUAAAAUACGAGGACCAGUCAUACCCAGGCUACAUCAUUGUGUGGGGGUGGGCCUUGUUUGGCGUGGGUGUGAUGCAGCCUUUGAUUUGGUGGGGGAUUGAAAUCGGGAAGAAUUACAAAAGGGAAGGCGUUUCCAAGGCAAUACUGCGGACGUUCAAGCAUGAAAAUUGGGGCCCCAAAGAAGAGGAGUUUUACAACAACUGGGUGGAAUUCAAGCGGGAAAGGCGGCAAAAAACGGCCACGGGCCGGCACUGGUUCAAGCACAAAUUAUGCGUGCUUGUAGGAAAGUAGGCUAGGGAUUGAAAAUGAAUGUCAAAUGAAGCAGAGAAAAGUAAUUUGUGACGCCUGUGUGGUUAUUAGAAUGAAAGCAUUGUUAUUGUUUGUUUGUUUUUUUUUUAAAUAAAGUGGUCAAGAAUCCAG
Tribolium castaneum (red flour beetle) is the source of this 2032-nucleotide messenger RNA. RefSeq names its product sodium-dependent nutrient amino acid transporter 1. The transcript has 9 exons. Gene Ontology annotation, cellular component: plasma membrane. Gene Ontology annotation, biological process: sodium ion transmembrane transport. Lineage: Eukaryota; Metazoa; Arthropoda; Insecta; Coleoptera; Tenebrionidae. The record is from RefSeq and is a predicted model, not a curated record. Gene Ontology annotation, molecular function: L-amino acid transmembrane transporter activity. Bases 137 to 1903 code for a protein of 588 amino acids.